Molecule: messenger RNA, 955 nt
Organism: Impatiens glandulifera
Lineage: Eukaryota; Viridiplantae; Streptophyta; Magnoliopsida; Ericales; Balsaminaceae
Product: GEM-like protein 6
Exons: 3
Coding region: 249-878 (209 amino acids)
Source: RefSeq, a predicted model, not a curated record
GAAAAUAUGAAAGGUCACACAGACAUUAAAAAAUACAUCCAUUAUCUAAUCUAAAGCUAGCUUGAGAAGACACUUUUAUUCAUGUGGCUGAGGCAAACAUGAGUCAUCAAACAACUGAAAGAUUUGAAUCAACUGAAACAACUUUUAUAAAGCUUUGAAAGCCUUAUAAAUUUGUGCCAUUUACAUUGGUUCGAAUUACCCACUGCAACAAGUCCACUGAUCAUUCAAAUCAAAGAGAUUUGUUAAACAUGAAGAAUUUGAAAACUGUUGAGAAUUUCACUGGAUUUCCUAUUAUUAGCUGUAACAGGCUUUUGCUUGAUCAUGGUAGACAGAAUAAUAUAUAUGCAGUGAUAAAUAGAACGAAAAGUCCAGCAGAAAAGGAGGCAAAUAGCAUUCUAGAGCAUGUAAGACUAGGAUCCAAUAUCACCACAAUAUUGAAGGGGAAGUUGAGCUUAGGAGCCAAAAUUAUCCAAAAUGGUGGAGUGGGUAAGAUCUUCAAGCAAAAGUUCAAUGUUGGAAAUGGAGAGAAGAUCUUGAAGGCUUCUCAAUGUUAUAUCUCCACAACUGUCGGUCCAAUAGCUGGUUUGCUCUUCAUCACAACUCACAGGAUUGCCUUUUAUAGUGAAAGAUCCAUUAAACUCCAGUCCUCAAGUGUAAUGUCAGCCAGAGCCCAUUAUAAGGUAUCGAUACCUUUAGGAAAGAUAAAGGGCACAAUCUUGAGCCAAAACGAGAAGAGGCCUUCACAGAAGUAUAUUGGACUUGCUACUGUUGAUAACUUUGAUUUCUGGUUCAUGGGAUUUCUCAAUUAUCAGAAAACCUACACUUGCAUUCUAAAAGCUAUUUCUCUACCUCAAAAUUUUCAACUAACCCAGAAGUGAUGAUCAGAAUAUCAUUUUUAGUUGUAGAGAUUUUCUUCUUAUGAAAGAUAAUAGUGUAAAGUACCAAGAGAGUUUAU